This is a messenger RNA of Perognathus longimembris pacificus (Pacific pocket mouse), 3584 nucleotides long. It is a transcript of the gene Pigo, whose product is annotated as phosphatidylinositol glycan anchor biosynthesis class O. The record is from RefSeq and is a predicted model, not a curated record. Gene Ontology annotation, biological process: GPI anchor biosynthetic process. Lineage: Eukaryota; Metazoa; Chordata; Mammalia; Rodentia; Heteromyidae. The coding region runs from base 4 to 3327 and encodes 1107 amino acids. Gene Ontology annotation, molecular function: mannose-ethanolamine phosphotransferase activity. The transcript has 11 exons. Gene Ontology annotation, cellular component: endoplasmic reticulum membrane.
UCUAUGGUGCCGGACCCCAGACGCCGCGGCUGCACUUCCGGGCACGGAUCCAGGAUGCGGAAGGUCUCCGUGCUGGCCUUCCUGGCCUGGGUCUGUUUCCUUUUCUACGCUGGCAUUGCUCUCUUCACCAGUGGCUUCCUUCUCACACGUUUGGAGCUCACCAACCAAAGCAGCUGUCAUGAACCCCCAGGCCCUGGGGCCCUGCCAUGGGGGAGUCAAGGGAAGCCUGGGGCCUGCUGGAUGGCUUCCCACUUCUCCAGGGUUGUGUUGGUGCUGAUAGAUGCACUGCGAUUUGACUUCGCCCAACCCCAGCGCUCACAUGUGCCUGGGGAACCUCCUGUCUCCUUGCCCUUUCUGGGGAAAUUGGGCUCCUUGCAGAAGAUCCUGGAGAUUCAGCCCCACCAUGCCCGACUGUACCAAUCUCUGGUUGAUCCUCCCACUACCACCAUGCAGCGCCUCAAAGCCCUAACUACUGGCUCAUUACCUACCUUUAUUGAUGCUGGCAGUAACUUUGCCAGUCAUGCCAUAGUAGAAGACAAUCUCAUUAAGCAGCUCACCAGCGCAGGAAAGCGUAUAGUUUUCAUGGGCGAUGAUACCUGGAAAGACCUUUUCCCUGGAGCUUUUUCCCAGGCUUUCUUCUUUUCAUCCUUCAAUGUUAGAGACCUACACACAGUGGACAAUGGCAUCUUAGAACACCUUUAUCCCACCAUGGACAGUGGUGAAUGGGACGUGCUGAUUGCUCACUUCCUGGGUGUGGAUCAUUGUGGCCACAAGCAUGGCCCUCACCACCCUGAAAUGGCCAAGAAACUUAGCCAGAUGGACCAGGUGAUACAGGGACUUGUAGAGCGUCUGGAGAAUGACACGCUGCUGGUGGUGGCUGGGGACCAUGGGAUGACCAUGAAUGGAGACCAUGGAGGGGACAGUGAUCUGGAGGUCUCAGCUGCACUCUUUCUAUACAGCCCCACAGCCCUCUUUCCCAGCACCCCACCAGAGGAGCCAGAGGUGAUUCCUCAGGUCAGCCUUGUGCCCACACUGGCCCUGCUUCUAGGCAUACCCAUUCCAUUUGGGAACAUCGGAGAGGUGAUGGCUGAGCUAUUCUCAGGUGGCAAGGACUCCCAGCCUUAUGCCUCUGCUCUAGCACAGGCCUCAGCUCUCUAUCUCAAUGCCCAACAGGUGUCUCGAUUUCUUAGUGCCUACUCAGCUGUUACUCAGGACCUUCAAGUUAAGGAGCUUAAUGAGCUGCAGAAUCUCUUCGUCAAGGCCUCUACUGACUACCAUCAACUUCUGCAGAGUCCUCAAGGGGCUGAGACAGCACUACAGACUCUGAUUGCUGAGCUGCAGCAGUUCCUGAGAGGAGCUCGGGCCAUGUGCAUUGAGUCUUGGGCCCGUUUCUCUCUGGUCCGCAUGGCAGGAGGUGCUGCUAUCUUGGCUGCUGCCUGCUUUCUCUGCCUGCUCACAUCCCAGUGGGCAGCCUCCCCAGGAUUUCCCGUCCACCCUUUACUGCUGACACCUGUAGCCUGGGGCCUUGCUGGGGCCAUACUGUAUCUCGGACUCUUGACAGUUACUGGGAUGAAGCUAGAUCCAGUGGUUCUAGGGGCUGUGGCUGCAACAGGCUCACUCCUUCAUUUCCUGUGGAAAACCUGGGCUGGCUGGGGGUCUAAGAGGCACGUGACAACUCUACUUCCCAUUCCUGGACCUGUCCUAUUACUCCUGCUCAUUCGCUUGGCUGCCCUUUUCUCUGAUAGUUUUGUUGUAGCUGAAGCCAGGGCUACCCCCUUCCUUCUGUGCUCACUCAUCUUAUUCCUAGUUGCUCGGCUUCACUGGGAAGGCCAACUGCUGCCACCUAAGCUGCUCACAAUGUCCCGCCUUAGCUCCUCUGCUCCAGCAGGACCCCCACGGCACACUGGCACCUAUGUUCUAUGGCUUGGGGUUGGGUUGCUUUUAUGUACAAGGCUAGCUGGGCUUUUCCAUCGCUGCCCUGAAGAGACACCUGCUUGCCACUCCUCUCCCUGGCUGAGUCCUCUGGCAUCCAUGGUGGGUGGUCGAGCCAAGAAUUUGUGGUAUGGAGCUUGCGUGGGGUCACUGGUAGCCCUGUUAGUUGCUGUGCGCCUGUGGCUUCACCACUAUGGUAACCUCAAGAGCCCUGAGCCCUCUGUGCUCUUUGUGCGCUGGGGGCUUCCUCUCAUGGCUCUGGGCACCGCUGCCUACUGGGCAUUGGCAUCGGGAGCAGAUGAAGCACCACCACGUCUCCGGGCCCUGGUUGCUGGGGCAUCAAUUGUGCUGCCACGGGGUGUGGUGGGGCUGGCUGCUUCAGGGCUCAUGCUGCUGCUCUGGAGGCCUGUGGCAGUGCUGGUGAAGGCUGGGGUCAGUGCUUCAAGGACAAGGACUGUCCUCACUCCCUUCUCAGGACCCCCUACUUCUCAGGCUGACCUGGAUUACGUGGUCCCUCAAAUCUACCGAUACAUGCAGGAGGAGUUCCGGGGCCGGCUAGAAAGGACCAAAUCUCAGGGUCCCUUGACUGUGGCUGCUUAUCAGUUGGGGAGUGUCUACUCAGCUGCUAUGGUCACAGCCCUCACCCUGUUGACCUUCCCACUUCUGCUGUUGCAUGCAGAACGCAUCAGCCUUGUGUUCCUGCUUCUGUUUCUGCAGAGCUUCCUUCUCCUGCAUCUACUUGCUGCCGGGAUUCCCAUCACUACUCCUGGUCCUUUCACUGUGCCAUGGCAGGCAGUUUCUGCUUGGGCCCUCAUGGCCACACAGACCUUCUACUCCACAGGCCACCAACCUGUCUUUCCAGCCAUUCAUUGGCAUGCAGCCUUUGUAGGGUUCCCAGAAGGCCAUGGAUCCUCUACUUGGCUUCCUGCUUUGCUAGUGGGAGCCAACACCUUUGCUUCCCACCUCCUCUUUGCAGUAGGUUGCCCCCUGCUCUUGCUCUGGCCCUUUCUGUGUGAGAGUCAAGGGCCAAAGAAGAGGCGGCAGUCUCCAGGGGGUGAAACUGAGGCCAGAAGCAGAUCUGAAGAGGAGGAGGAGGAGCCACUGAUGGAGAUGCGUCUCCGGGAAGCGCCUCACCACUUCCAUGCAGCACUGCUGCAGCUGGGCCUCAAAUACCUGUUUGUCCUUGGUAUUCAGAUUCUGGCUUGUGCCUCAGCAGCCUUCAUCCUCCGCAGGCAUCUCAUGGUCUGGAAGGUGUUUGCCCCCAAGUUCAUUUUUGAGGCCAUAGGCUUCAUUGUGAGCAGCGUGGGACUCUUACUGGGCAUAGCUUUGGUGAUGCGAGUGGAUGGUGCUGUGAGCUCCUGGUUCAGAAAACUAGUUUUGGCCCAGCAGAGGUAGCCCAGGUGUGGACACUGGCACCUGGCUGUGAAAAGAUUGGAAAAAUAAUGUAGCUUUGCCCAUACAGGUGCUGGAUGAUUCACAAGGAAGCCUCAGCCACACCUCUUACCACCAGGCAGCCAGGGGCUACUGGCUCUGGGACUUCAUUAUUUUAUCAUCAGAAGCACAGUGGAGCCUGUUCCCUAAAUUCUGAUUUGGAUACAUCUGAUAAACUACAGGAGUGGUUUCCAAAGUGGAAUAAAAUAAUAAUGUAAAUA